Messenger RNA from Gopherus evgoodei (Goodes thornscrub tortoise), 1836 nucleotides. Its product is annotated as T-cell-interacting, activating receptor on myeloid cells protein 1-like. The coding region runs from base 54 to 1220 and encodes 388 amino acids. The transcript is spliced from 7 exons. Lineage: Eukaryota; Metazoa; Chordata; Testudines; Testudinidae. The record is from RefSeq and is a predicted model, not a curated record.
CGCACCGUCCAUCACUCCACAGGUGCCGCUUCCUCCUCUGAGUCCCCAGCGCCAUGGGCCCGGCUCCUGCCCUGCUCCUCGCCCUGGGCGUCAUCUGGACCCGCCUCCCAUUGGCUGCUGCUCAUGAGUCGCCUGUCCAAGACUCCCCCUACUCCAAGCCCUCCAUCUCCCUCAGCCCCGGCGGGGAGAUCUCGCCAGGGACGGACGUUACCAUCUCCUGCCAGGGGCCGCGGCAGGGCGUGCGGUUCAAGCUGUACCGGGCCGGGGUCGCGCGGUGGCACAUGGAGCCGGCCGGCUCGACGGCCGAAUUCCGCAUCCCCAACGCCCGGCGGGAGGACGGGGGCAGCUACACCUGCAGCUACGAGAGCCUGAGAGAGCCGCCCAUCAGCUCCCCCCACAGUGACCCCCUGCAGCUGGUGGUAGAAGCUCACUACUCCAAGCCCUCCAUCUCCCUCAGCUCCAGCGGGGAGAUCGUGCCGGGGAUGGACGUUACCAUCUCCUGCCAGGGGCCGCGGCAGGGCGUGCGAUUCAAACUGUACCGGGCCGGGGUCGCGCGGUGGCACACAGAACCGGCCGGCUCGACGGCCGAAUUCCGCAUCCCCAACGCCCGGCGGGAGGACGGGGGCAGCUACACCUGCAGCUACGAGAGCCUGAGAGAGCCACCCAUCAGCUCCCCCCACAGCGACCCCGUGCAGCUGGUAGUAGCAGACGCUGGUUCUGGUCCCGCAGGGCGAACCAACCCGACCCAGCCUGGAACAGCACCGGCUCCCACCCGGCCAGGCAGCCCAUGGCCAGGGACCCCUCCGAGGCAGGAUUACCCCCCGUUUGCCAUCGUCCGUCUGUCCCUGGCCGCUGGGGUCCUGCUGGUCCUGGUGAUCAUCCUGGCCGAAGCCGCAUACAGCUGGAGGAGGACCCCCCACCUGCUGACCCCCCCACGGCCCGGCAGGGAGCAGGGCCAGCAGCCUGAGGGGCAGACAGAGGCCCCAGCAUGGGAACUGCAGCCCCCCCAAAUUCCUGCCCGGUCACUGGGGACAGAGACAGCAGGACACACACACGUGCGGGGACGGGGAGCAGUUAUCGGACCCGCGGGCCCAUCCAUAUCAGUAUCCCUGCCCCACUCCCCACCCCUGCCCCAGCCCCCCCAGAUCAGAUCCAUGGGCCCAUCCAACCUGCUAUCCCCACCUCACUCCCCGCCCCCACCCCCGCCCCCCCCAGUCUGAUCCAUGGGCCCAUCCAGCCUGGUAUCCCCGCCCCACUCCGCACCUCACUCCCCGCCCCCUUAAAUCAGGUCCAUGGGCCCCUCCAGCCUGGUAUCCCCCCCCAGUCCCUCCAGAUCUGAUCCAUGAGCCCAUCUAGCCUGGUAUCCCCACCCCACUCCCCAUCCCCCUGCUCCAGAUAGCACCUAGGCCAGUCCAACUUGGUAUCCCCCCCCGGCCCCCUCCUCACCUGCACCGUUGUCCAUCCACACCAGAAUAAUGGUCCCUUCUGGCCCGGUCUCCUGCCCUCUCCCUGCCCGAGAUGAAAUGCAUGGGUCCCGUGCCCAUCUAGCUUGGCAUCCCACCCUCUCCCUGCCCUCCCGGUCAGACCCAUGGGCCCACCCAGCUCCAGUACCUGUCUCCAGCUGGGAGCAGCUCUCCCUGGGGUGUCUCGACAGGAGGGGACCUUGAUACCAAGCUGCCUCCAUUAAACCCACUGCCUGGCCAGCUGGCAACGACCCUGCCUCCCUCACUGGACUGUCUCCCGCCUCUUCAGCCUCACCAAUAACCAGAACUGGCGGACAAGGGAGCACUUCUGCCGGACUCCUGGGUUCUCUCCCCAGGUCUGGGAGGGGAGUGG